Molecule: messenger RNA, 3133 nt
Organism: Condylura cristata (star-nosed mole)
Lineage: Eukaryota; Metazoa; Chordata; Mammalia; Eulipotyphla; Talpidae
Gene: TENT2
Product: PAP associated domain containing 4
Exons: 15
Coding region: 423-1775 (450 amino acids)
Cellular component (GO): cytosol
Molecular function (GO): poly(A) RNA polymerase activity
Source: RefSeq, a predicted model, not a curated record
CUGCUUCCAGUGUUUCAGACUGGGUUUUCUACGCCUCUUUUUGGGCGAGUUUUUGGUCUUCCGCCCCUUACCACCGCCCCCAACUUCCCAUACCCUUGCUGGCCCUGCCUUUUCUAGUUUGGUUCCUCCCCCAACGUCGAGCCCGGGAGUUAGAUCUCAGUCCGCAUCCGGAUCCGGGCCUAGCUGUUCCUCGGGCCACUCUCUCCUUUGACUCGGGCGGAAGCUACGACCCUGUGCGCGCGGCCGUCGCCGCUCCGGUCUCGGCGCUCCUAAGCGGGCGGUGCCGGUCGUCUCUCCUUAGCUCUUCCCCAACGACACUUGGCCAAAAGAGGAAGAUUGUUUUGGGACCCCUGCAUGGUGUUUCAAAGGGUGGUGAAGAACUAAGGUAGAAGAAUACAUGUUCACUUUUAGUGAGCAAGAGCAUGUUCCCAAACUCAAUUUUGGGUCGCCCGCCUUUCACACCAAAUCAUCAACAACAUAGUAACUUCUUCACCCUGUCACCAACUCUUUAUACACACCAGCAGCUUAUAGAUGCACAGUUCAACUUUCAGAAUGCAGAGAGAUUAAGCGAUGAAAAAAACCUUCCUCUAGAUGGUAAACGACAGCGUUUCCAUUCACCCCACCAAGAGCCAACUAUAGUUAACCACAUAGUGCCUUUAUCAGGUGAAAGAAGAUACUCAAUGCCACCGUUGUUUCACACACACUAUGUACCUGAUAUUGUCAGAUGUGUUCCACCUUUUCGAGAAAUACCAUUUUUAGACCCUAGAGAAGUCACACUGCCUGAGGCCAAAGAUAAGUUGAGUCAACAGAUACUGGAGUUAUUUGAAGCAUGUCAGCAGCAACUAAGUGAUUUAAAGAAGAAAGAACUAUGUCGAACACAGCUGCAGAGAGAAAUUCAGCUGUUAUUUCCACAAAGCAGACUUUUUUUGGUUGGAUCUUCUUUAAAUGGAUUUGGUACCCGGACCAGUGAUGGUGAUCUGUGUCUAGUUGUUAAGGAGGAACCAGUAAACCAGAAGACUGAAGCACGGCAUAUACUCACCUUAGUCCAUAAACACUUCUGUACUAGACUUUCUGGCUACAUUGAGCGACCUCAGCUGAUUAGGGCAAAAGUGCCAAUUGUGAAGUUCAGAGAUAAAGUCAGUUGUGUGGAGUUCGAUUUGAAUGUCAACAAUAUUGUUGGAAUAAGAAACACAUUCCUACUCAGAACUUAUGCAUAUCUUGAAAAUCGAGUUCGUCCAUUAGUACUGGUGAUUAAGAAGUGGGCGAGUCACCAUGAGAUAAAUGAUGCCAGUCGUGGUACUUUAAGCAGCUAUAGUCUUGUGUUGAUGGUUUUGCACUAUCUACAAACCCUACCUGAACCCAUCCUUCCAUCCAUCCAAAAAAUUUACCCAGAAUCUUUUAGUCCUGCUGUACAGUUGCACCUUGUACAUCAAACCCCAUGCAGUGUUCCUCCUUACCUCUCAAAAAAUGAAUCAAAUCUUGGAGACCUCUUGCUGGGCUUUCUGAAAUAUUAUGCUACAGAAUUUGACUGGAACAGUCAAAUGAUUUCAGUUCGUGAAGCCAAAGCCAUUCCGAGGCCUGAUGGCAUUGAAUGGAGAAAUAAAUACAUUUGUGUAGAAGAACCUUUUGAUGGAACAAAUACCGCCAGAGCUGUGCAUGAAAAGCAGAAAUUUGACAUGAUCAAGGAUCAGUUUUUAAAGUCAUGGCACAGAUUGAAAAACAAAAGAGAUUUGAACAGUAUACUACCUUUAAGAACUGCUGUCCUGAAAAGAUAACUGGCCUCUAUUUCUUAAUAAAUUUUUCUGAGAAAUAAAGAACAACAGUAACAUCAAUACAUUUUGUUUACCUCCAUCAUGGUUUCUUUUUAAUUGCUCUUCUUGUUUUCAUGUUUUAUUUUUAAAUGGACAUACUUAUAUAAAGAUUGCAUAUUUUAUUAUGACAUUUCCUAAUAAAACCCUCUGAUUUAAAGAUGUAUUUUUGAAAAUGUUUACAUUGAUGACUAGUGAUAUUAUGGCAUGAAUUUUCAGGAGAUCAGAUGAAAUAUUUUUGGCGGAAUUAACUGAACACAAAAGUUUUGAUAUAACUUCGAUUAAUUGUACUACAUGCUAUGAAGAGAUCUGUGGAAUUUUGGAAAGAGUCUGAUUCAUCUGUAUUUAAAUACAGCCCACAGUGAAUAAGUUUUUGUGAGUCUGUUCUAGUAAAGUGAAGAUUUAAAUCAGUUGUUCAGUUACUUGAAGCAAAAUAAAAUCUUUUAUUUCAGUGAAAUCACUGCAGAGGCAUGAAAUACUGAACAGAUGCCUUAAAUCUACAUUUGACUCACCAGGGUAGACAGAAGCCUUGGAUGUGUCUAUCCUAACAUUUCAUUCGUACCUCAUAUGCUUUUGAUGUACUCAAGAUCGCUUUGAAUUUAUGUUGAAACAGCUACACUUUGCACUGUAGUAAUAUGAGCACUAACUGUAUUAUACAGCAAUUAGUGCACUAUUUUGAAGAAUCAGUUCAGUGUAGACAUUUUGAAGUUCAGUUCCCUGUGCUCUAUGAUAGCUUAGUGCAAUGUGCACUUUGCUUUAUGUUUGUUUUCUGGCUUUUACUUUCCGUGUAACAACAUGAAGCAACGGAACCUGAAAGAUCAAAGUUAAGAGUAUAUCCUGUUGAUAGAAUUAGAUUUUCUUGUGUGUGUACAUUUAUAGGAUUUAACCUGAACUGGAAUUUUUAGGCAGUCAGCCACUAUGGUAUGUUUUAGGUAAGACAUAACAAAAUUAUUCUAUAAAUAAAAACUUAAUGUUUAUAAAGAUAACCUUUUUUAGUAUUUCUUUUCCACAAGAAGACAUAGUGGUGGCUGCUAAAUAAAAGAAGCUAGUUUGGUUUUGGUUUAUGUAAAUAUUUGUAAAUUGGCCAAAUGCUUGUAAAUUUAACUAUAAAGAGUUACCUGAAAACAAUUUUAACUUUUUCAAAAGGACUGUGUACAAAUUCUUUUAGACCUGCUGUAGCACAGUUUGUACCUCUAAUGUAUUUGGUUAUUUUGCAGACCAAUCCAAAUGCUAAGAUUUUGCUUUUCUUUGACAUGUAAAAGGUGCAUAUUUUCAUUUUCUUCGUUAAGUUCAAAUUUUUGUAUGAUAUCAAAAAUGAAUAAAGU